Dichotomopilus funicola is the source of this 1527-nucleotide messenger RNA. RefSeq lists its product as uncharacterized. Bases 1 to 1527 code for a protein of 508 amino acids. NCBI's taxonomy places the organism in Eukaryota, Fungi, Ascomycota, Sordariomycetes, Sordariales, Chaetomiaceae. The transcript has a single exon. The record is from RefSeq and is a predicted model, not a curated record.
AUGGCGAUAUCUCCCAACGUCCCAGCCGCGCUGGGCGCGAUAGCUUUCUUCCCAACGACAGCAAUAUUCGGCAUCCACAUCAUCUUGGCCCGAUCACCUCAAGACCGGGCACCAUCAGUGAGGGCCGCGGCCAUCGCGGCCACCAUUUUCCAAGGCGCUCUCUUUGUUUCUCUUCCCUUUCUCAGUCUAUCCCACGUCGUUCCAUGGGCGCCUAGUACCCGGUGGAAGGUUGCAAGGAGGAUAUGGUUCGCCGCAGGCCUCGGGCUAUGUGCCGUGGCGUCCGUUGUUUCGGUGGCGAGCAUCGUGUGUCUCAGCCAGGUGGUGAACGACCCACGCAGCACGAUAUUGAGGCUAGGGGCGCAGGACUUCUUGGUGGGCUCUUCGGUUGCGUUGGGAUUCGCGUUUGCGACGCAGCUGGCUUUCUUUGUGUUUCACUUCCUUGCGGGAAGGUCGCUCAAGUCUCGCUCAGAUGCUGCGAGGUUGAGCGAGCACGUCAACAGUAGACUGGGACCACGGAUCAAGACCGUACCGUACCACAACACGGCGACCCCGGCUUUGGCUAGCAAGGAGCGCAGCAGCCGCUCGUUCGACUCUCAGACGCCGCCUGGUUCAAGCGCGGGCCGCUCAACGGCCGAGACGGUGAAUUCGACUUUCUCCCAAGCCAUCCGCCCCAUCACAUCCAAGACUCGCUUACUCUCCACCACCAGCCGUCGGUCGUCUCAUCGGCCGGCGUCUCUCGACACGCUUGGUUCGCAACGGGAGCGCCAAUCCCGCUUUUCCGAGGUCGGCUUCGACUCCUGGGAUACCUCGGCUGUCGACCCGGAAAACCGUCAGACAGUCCUCGAGUCGUCGUCCCCGAAACCGAGCCGUUUCCUCGAGACCAUCCCUGCCAGCCCGACCACCAGCCGCAGCCCUAGUCCCGGCAACACCAGUGAGAUCCUCGAGCCACCACAGGCGAGGCGUCGCAGCCGCAGCUACAGUCCCGUAUCCACCCGCACCAUCCACGCGCAACGCGCCGCAUUCCCCGCGCUGCCCUCACCUCCCAUCACCACGACCCCAUCAACCCCCACCGCCUCCUCAACUCCAGCAACAGCGGCAGACGAAAGCGAAGCCCACAUCCACCCGCUCUUCCGCUCCGGUUCGCCAGCCCCGCCGAGCGCCACGCCCGGUACGGUGGUCGUUGCGGCCCCUAACGCGGGACAGGUGAUCUCCACGUCGGAUAAGCACAGCAUCCGUAGUAUUCAGAGCCUGCGGCGGCUGCGCAGCGAGAGCCAGCCGCAGGUGCCGAGCCCGCUGAGUAGGGCGAAUUCGUGUGAGUCGUUUCUGCAGGCGGGUGCAGCGUCAGGGCGGGGGAGGUCGAGGUCGGGGUCGCCGGAGUUGAGGGAGGAAGAAGAAGAGGAGGAGGAAGAGGAGAAGGGAAAGGAGAAAAUGGAGGGGAAGGAGGAGGAGGAUGAAGAGCGCAUGAUGACACCGCCGAUUCCGGAUUAUGUGCUCAAUGCUGGGCUGGAGACCGGGUUGAGGGGUUGA